Hipposideros armiger (great roundleaf bat) is the source of this 1976-nucleotide messenger RNA. Its product is annotated as mitochondrial amidoxime reducing component 2-like. Lineage: Eukaryota; Metazoa; Chordata; Mammalia; Chiroptera; Hipposideridae. The record is from RefSeq and is a predicted model, not a curated record. Bases 72 to 1097 code for a protein of 341 amino acids. The transcript has 8 exons. Gene Ontology annotation, molecular function: nitrate reductase activity; molybdenum ion binding; pyridoxal phosphate binding. Gene Ontology annotation, biological process: nitrate metabolic process. Gene Ontology annotation, cellular component: mitochondrial inner membrane.
CUCCCACCGCCGAGGCCUUCAGAGCCUCCACGCCUGUCCCUGCUGGAGCAGCUGACCGCAAAGACUAGGCUAUGGGCGCCGCGGGCUCCUCUGCGCUGGCCCGCCUGGGCCUCCCCGCGCUGCGCCUUCCCGCGCAGCCCCGGUCCGCCUGGCUUGGGGUGGCCGCGCUGGGACUGGCCGCGGUGGCCCUGGGGACUGUCGUCUGGCGCCACGCGCGGCCCAGGCGGCGCCGGCGGCUGCAGCAGGUGGGGACCGUGUCGGAGCUCUGGAUCUACCCGGUCAAGUCCUGCAAGGGGGUUUCGGUGAGCGAGGCCCAGUGCACGGCCAUGGGGCUGCGCAGCGGCUACCUGCGGGACAGGUUUUGGCUGGUGAUUAAGGAAGAUGGACAUAUGGUCACAGCACGGCAGGAGCCUCGCCUGGUCCUGAUCUCCAUCACCUGUGAGGAUGAUUACCUGGUCCUCAGGGCCCCAGGUGUGGACCCGCUGGUUUUGCAGCGCAAGCUGUCUUCUUCAAACGCGGUCCACAACUGCAGGAUUUUUGGCCUUGACAUUAAGGGCAGGGACUGUGGCGACGAGGCCGCUCAGUGGUUCACCAACUUCUUGAAAACAGACACUUUCAGGCUGGUUCAGUUCGAAAAGAACAUGAAGGGAAGAGAAGCAAAGAACAUUUUCCCGACUAUUGAACAGAAUUACCAGGUGGCCUACCCAGACUGCAGCCCCAUCAUGAUCCUCUCGGAAGCCUCCCUGGCAGACCUGAAUACCAGGCUGGAGAAGACAGUGAAAAUGGAUCAAUUCAGGCCAAGCAUCGUGGUGACAGGCUGCAGUGCUUUUGAGGAGGAUAGUUGGGAUGAACUCCUCAUUGGCAACGUAGAAAUGAAAAAGGCUUUGGCUUGCCCCAGGUGCAUUAUGACCACGGUGGACCCAGAUACUGGAGUGAUAGACAGGAAGGAGCCGCUGGAAACCCUGAAGGGCUACCGCCUGUGUGAUCCUUCUGAGAGGCAUUUAUACAAGUCAUCCCCACUUUUUGGGAUCUAUUAUUCGGUGGAAAAAAUUGGAGACUUGAAAGUUGGUGACGCCGUGUAUCAGAUGGUACAGUGACGGACCCACGAAGGUGAUAUGGUUUCAGAGCUCAGGAGGCAUUGAUCAGGAUUUUAACGAUGGCAGCAACACCACCUCGGCAAAUCCUUAUUACCCAGCUUCUGAUCAUCUUCACCCUGGAAAUGAAUCUAUUUUUGACUUUUUGGAGUUACGUAUGCUCCGAGUUAAUGAAGGGAAAGUCUUAGAGGUGAUUUGGGAAUAAGAAGGUAUAUAGAUUUUAGGUAAUGAAGACUUUUUAAAUAAAUAAAAUUGUUUAUAAAAUUAUUUUGAAUGUUACUGUAGCUAUUAUCCUCCUCCAGUCACUGACAUUAAUAUUAUUAACGUUUAAAGAAUGAGCUAAAAGCUGCACAAAAAAAUUCCUAAAUGUUUACAUCUCAUUACCUCUCAUUCCAUGUUUUAAGAGAAAUAGGAACAAUUGGUUUCCUGAUGUGCCUUUAUAUGUGAAUACACCCACAAAAUCCUACUAGUUGGUUUUUACGUAGCUACUGAGUCCUAUUGAUGUUUUGCUCAUGUGUUUUUGACCCUAACAUUAUAGAAUCAGUUUGUACCUGAGUAUGGAAAUUAUUUUAUAGACCUUGUUUUUAUAUUCGAUUAUACCUCUGUUGAGCCAUAUAGAAGUAAUUGUGUGUAACCAUUGGAUACGCCGCCUGUAAUUUCAGGCGUGAUAAAGUUGAAAAUGGGAUAUAAAAGAGAAUGGAAUUUUGAGAGUCGGAGUGGGGAGAAGGAAGGUUGCGUAUGCUUUUUUGUAUGAAUCUUUUUUUUUUUUGUAACAGAAAUGAACUCUUUUGGUAUGACUAAACACAAAUUCACACUGAAUGAACUAACUCACUUAUAAUUUUGUGGUUUCUUUAAUAUUAAUAAAUGGGAAUCGCCAUUGUA